Molecule: messenger RNA, 1044 nt
Organism: Spinacia oleracea (spinach)
Lineage: Eukaryota; Viridiplantae; Streptophyta; Magnoliopsida; Caryophyllales; Amaranthaceae
Exons: 2
Coding region: 47-799 (250 amino acids)
Source: RefSeq, a predicted model, not a curated record
UUUGGUGUCGUACAACAUUAGUUUGGCCCAGCUCACACCCAAAUCUAUGAGGCACAUAAUCGGAUUUAGAUGGGUGUGUGACUUCGUCAAUUUCCCUUGCUCUGUCGCUAUUUUUCGGGAUCUUCACGAUCUGGUUCUCAACCAUGCUUCCAAGGGUGAUGGGUAUGGUUGGUGGACCAUUGUCAACAAGAAGUCCCGAAAGAGGGGGGAUCCGAACUACAUCACGGCGUACCCCUACCUUAGCUCUGACCACAAUUGGAAGACGGAGUGGUUGCUCGUCCGUGUGCCGACGGAUCCGAAGCAUCCCAACUUUUAUCGUCCUCCGAAGUGGUUCGUGGCUCCUGAUCCUGAUAUGAGGGGUGUGGCGGCUCCAGAUCGGAACCAUCGCCACUAUGUGGACCUCCUCCAGUGGUUCUUGGCUCAAGAGGAUAACCACCGACUGCCGUCUAGCUGGCUCCCGAAUCUCAAUUACAUUCUGAGGGAGGACAUUCUUGCUGUUGCCGGUCUCAGCAGGAUUUUUGACAGGGAGUACGGCUUUAGCUGCAUUGAUCCUAAGAAGUUGGGCAUUUCUUUGGAUUUGAAGACUAUUCACGACCCGGCUCCCGAGUACAAGUUCGGAAAAGAUAACCCUCGUAAUCCUCGUCUGAAGGAUUACGUGUUGUCUCCUUUGGGGGUUGCUCGGAUAUCCGAAGUUCGAGCUGAUCCGUGGGAUUCCGCCUCUUCUGUUGAAGCUGUUCCUGUGAAGGUUGUGCUUCCUGAGUUGAAGACGACUUCGGAUCCGGUGAGUGUUCAUUUAUAGGCUCGAUUUUCUGUUUAUCUUUUUCUUUUCGGUUGGCCGUCGGCUAACGUCUUGGUCCUGGACCAUCUUUUUAGGGUCCUGGGACUGACGCUGUGCCGCGUGCCGUUCCUUCGGUUUCAUCUCCGGCUCGGAUAGAUAUCUCUUUAUCUAGGAACCGGGUAUUUCCCGCUUUUUUCUCUAUUUCUUCCUUUUUCUUCUUUUACAUUCGUUGACCCUUGGUCUCCCCUUUUUAGGAUCAACGCAAA